This is a messenger RNA of Maudiozyma saulgeensis, 1074 nucleotides long. The record is from the annotation of a GenBank genome assembly. NCBI's taxonomy places the organism in Eukaryota, Fungi, Ascomycota, Saccharomycetes, Saccharomycetales, Saccharomycetaceae.
AUGAAAUUUCAGGAUAAGUUUCAGGAAGGUACUGAAAAGGGGCUCCUGUUAAAUUAUGUUCAAACCCCUGUUCCUCAAAGAUUAAAUGUUCUUUUAUUCACAGCCGUGUGGCUAUGGUAUUUGAUUGUCAAAUACCUAAAUAACAACAAUAUAAACAUCUCAGAUGUUCUACAAUUAAAAUUAAGGAACGAUAUGCACCAGGCUCCUACAAAUAGACAAUUAUUAAGAUUUUCAUACCUUUUUGCCUGGAAACUAACUAAAAUUUUCAUACUCACUCAUGUUGCCAUAUUAUUAAUAUUUAGUAAUUAUAACGAACAAGAUAUAUUUGGAAUUCAAUACCUGGUGAUUCAUUCCUUACCAUUAGUACAAUUUAUAGUAAUAGUCUUUUUGAUUUUAAGAGAAUCUGAAAUUAUUAGAUACUGUACUAAGAGACUUUUAUUGAUUGAACCUAACCCUCGGAUUCUACGCAAUGUCUACAUUUUGUUGUCAGAUACAUUAACAUCAUUCAAUAAACCUCUGAUUGAUUUUACAUUAUUUACAUCAUUAUUACUCGGGAAACCAUUGACUCAUUUUGAUCUUUUCCUAUCUUCCUUACCUUCUGGUGUCAGAAUCUUUCAAUGUUUAAGAGAAUACAAGUUGUUACAUGAUACAGAAUUAUUACUGAACGCAUGUAAGUAUUGUUCUAAUCUUCCUAUAAUUGCCUGCACAUGGUAUACAAGAACACACAAUAUGAGUAACGUUUCUCAACUAUUCUAUAGUGUCCAACUAUGUUUCUUAGUAUUGAACUCAUCAUACACAUUCUAUUGGGAUGUCAGAAGAGAUUGGACUAUUCCAUCUAUUUUUUCAUUAAGGAAAAACAAAUUAACAUUUAAACCUAAUGUUUAUUACUUUGCAAUUUUAUUUGAUUUUAUUGUUAGAUAUUGGUGGAUAUGGGUUGUAAUAUAUACUCAAAAUGAAUCUCAAAAUCAUAUAUUCUUUAAAUAUGAAUUAUAUUAUUUUGAAGUCAUACGAAGGGCCAAUUGGAUUAUAUUCAAACUGGAAUCUGAGUACGUAAAUAGACCAAUAAAAUCAUAA